This is a messenger RNA of Kwoniella botswanensis, 1230 nucleotides long. RefSeq lists its product as uncharacterized. Gene Ontology annotation, molecular function: tRNA binding; small GTPase binding. Gene Ontology annotation, biological process: tRNA re-export from nucleus. The transcript is spliced from 5 exons. Gene Ontology annotation, cellular component: nuclear pore; cytoplasm; nuclear matrix. Lineage: Eukaryota; Fungi; Basidiomycota; Tremellomycetes; Tremellales; Cryptococcaceae. The coding region runs from base 1 to 1230 and encodes 409 amino acids. The record is from RefSeq and is a predicted model, not a curated record.
AUGGUGAUCAAUGCCGAUGUGCCCUCCGCCGACUCGCCUGACGAAGACUCGCUUGUCAAAGCCACCACCGGCAAGUCGUAUGCUGUCGAUCAGUUGUAUCUCUUCGAGGCCGCUGGUCACCUCAUCUAUCUCACCAAAUCAGAACCAGGCAAACAGAUACCGCUUUUGGAGACAAUCGCUGGACCUUUGAUGAGCGGAAUGGCCUCUGGAGUGGAGCGAUGUAGGGCAGAUUCGAAAGAUCUUCAAGCGGUACUUCAAGUUCACCAUCACCUCAUGGCACUUGGUCAUUUGGCCAAAGGCUUCCCCAUGGUGUCUGAUAGUCAGGUGGAAAAAUUGCCUUAUACUCCAGCCUUCAAGCAGAUGACAGAAGCGUUAUUGCAAGCCUUGGAUGCUGUGAAGACGCAAAGAGUGGUUAGGGAUGCAGCCCGAUUUGCUUUUGCUCAAUUCGUCAACGCCAUUGGUUCGACAGUUGCCGAGUUGGUCCCAAGAUUCGUCUCUGUGGUGGUCACCGAGUACGAACCUUCGGAGCUGGUCGAUUUUAUGCUGUUCUUGGGAUUAUUAAUGCAUCGAUUAAAGAAAAAUACCUUCGAGACUAUGGAUAUGCUCCUUCUCCCUCUUCUCUCUCGAAUCUUCGCAAUCCUGCAACAACCGAUCACUGGCACCGACGAAGCACAAAUUCAUGCUCGACUCAAAGACGCUUACCUCACAUUCUUCACUGCACUCAUGAAUGCAAACCUCGACGGAGUUUUCAUCACCGAACGAAACAAGCCGGAAUUCGAGAACCUUCUCACCACUCUUCUGGGUUUGACCCAAGACUGCUCCGACCCCGGCUCCCAACGAUUCGCCUUUGGUUUCUUCGCUCGAAGUGUGAUCGCCUGGGGUACUUCUCCCGAAGCAGCAGCUCAGCCCUCAGAUCGAGCGAAGCAAGCUUUACCAGGUUAUGAAAAUUUCAUCUAUCAAAGAUUGGUACCCGCUUGUUUCGAAGUUCCAGCGAGGAAGGAGUUCAAUAUCAGAAGUAGCACUUUGACCCUCUUUGAAAUGGCAGCGUUGGUCCGAAGCACCGCUCAAGCCCGAGGUCAGGAAGCAAUCAACUUCUUACUCAAUGAUCUCUUUCCUCGAUUGAACUGUCCUCCCGAUAUCGCCAACCAAUUUGUCGAUAGGUUGAGAACCCAACAAGCCAAAGAUUUCCGAAAGACCUAUACCGAAUUUGUGAAAGCUAUGAGGGGUUAG